AUGCCUGCCAAACGAUUGGCUCUCGCUUGCCCAUUCAGACGAACGGCCGACGUCUUUCACGCAGAGAAACAACCCGACAAUAUCCCGAACAUGUCGGCCGAGAUUGAAUCUAAGCAUCUCUCUUGCGCAAAUUACUCUAACCGCGGCAAUCUGUCCUCGUCGGACAAUUUUUCGACGCCUUUGGAGUCCCAGAGACGGGUGGAGCCGCCGCCGCUUGCAACUGUUAGUCGCCCCGGGAACCGCAACUCGCGAGCCCACAGAAACCCUCAUGCACGAACCCUCGCUCCCCACAUACAAGGGCCAUCUCUACUACUCAGGAUAUAG
Molecule: messenger RNA, 324 nt
Organism: Colletotrichum costaricense
Lineage: Eukaryota; Fungi; Ascomycota; Sordariomycetes; Glomerellales; Glomerellaceae
Exons: 1
Coding region: 1-324 (107 amino acids)
Source: RefSeq, a predicted model, not a curated record